AUCUCCUCAAGAGUGACCCCCUCUCUCCCCCAGACAUGGAUCAGACAGACACAGACGGCUGGGUCACUUUCCGCGCCCAGACCCGGACGAUGGACAAUCUCCGUCGUCUGCAGCGUAACGGGACCCUGUGUGAUGCGCAGAUCCGUUCCAAUGGUGAGGUGAUUCCUGUCCACCGCUGUGUCCUGGCAGCCUCCAGCCCCCUCCUCCUGCGUCGCCUCGCCUCCCCAUCAGGUUGCCCCGCUGGGGUGUUGGAGAUCGAGGUGCCGGCCCCCUGCGGCUCGUCCCUGCGCCCCCUCGUCUCCCUCGUGUACGGGGAGGAGGUGACGCUCCCUCGCCAUGCGGUCGACGGCUUUCUCAGGGCAGCCAGGAGCCUUGGUCUCAACCCCUACCCUGCCACCCCCGACCUUCAUUGUCCAACCCCUGACCCCGAGGUCCUGACCCCAAACCCUAUCAGUCUGACCCUUGCCCCCAAUGAUACAAACUCUGAACCUGACCUUGCGACCAUUGCCCCCAAGGUGGUGACCCCCGAACCUGACCGUCUGACCCUUGCUCCCAAGGUCAUGAUCGUUGACCCAGGGGUCACUGCCUUUGAACCUGACCGUCCGACCCUUGCCCCCAUGGUCAGGACCCUUGGGGUUGAAACCUCUGACCUUGUCCGUCCGACCCUUGCUCCCGAGGUCGCAACCUAUCACCCUGCUGGUCUGACCCUUGCCCCCAAAGUCACGACCCUUGCCCCCCAGCAAACAACCCCCACCCCCAAGAUCAGGACCUCUGACCUCCGUGCAGUGACCUCUGGCACCAAGCAGUCGACCCCAACCAAGCGGGUCCUGAACUCUGGCCCCCGCCACCGCAAGGUUGCUGGCCCCCCCGUCACAGUGACCAGUUGGAGGCGAAUGAGGGUAGGGGGGCGCUCAACUCACUCCCCCUCCCUCUCACCCUCCAUCACCAGACGACCCUGGAAACUCCACCGUGUAACCCCCUCCCCUCAGCCCCUCUCCUCAGGGCAGGCCGAGGCUCCGAGACCCUCCACUCCCCCUCCUCCCUCUCCUCCACCCCCUCUCCCUCCCCGCUGGGGCUUUGCCGGCCUCCUCUCCCUAUCCCCCAUCGUCGCAGAACAGGAGAGUUACUUGUGGGAGAGUCGGGAACACCGAGGGAGUCUCGCGGUCGAGAGAUCCCCCUCCUCUCUCUCCUUCUCCUCUGAUGAGGGGGAGAGCGAGGUAGAAGUAGGCGGCCCCAUCGAGGGGUGUCCCUAUAUCCUGGCUCCCUCUGUCUACCCCGAUCCCUCCUCCUCCCUAUCUGAGGAAUCAGAGGGAGAUGUAGAGGUAUGUGAUGGCUUUGAGGCACCUCCUUCCCUACUUGCCUCCCACCCUCCCUCACACAGCCUCGAAGUCUGAGAGAGCGCGGGGAGAUUCCGACAUCUAUUGCUUGUAUCCCAAUCCCUCUAUCUCCCUCCUUCGCAAUCUCUCACCCUCCUUUACGGGUCACCAGUCCACCCCCUCCACAGACCCAGCUGACUCCCCCAAAAAACAAACAAUAAACUACAAUCUA
Leucoraja erinaceus (little skate) is the source of this 1548-nucleotide messenger RNA. Its product is annotated as protein FAM186A-like. The transcript is spliced from 2 exons. NCBI's taxonomy places the organism in Eukaryota, Metazoa, Chordata, Chondrichthyes, Rajiformes, Rajidae. The coding region runs from base 36 to 1394 and encodes 452 amino acids. The record is from RefSeq and is a predicted model, not a curated record. Gene Ontology annotation, molecular function: protein binding. Gene Ontology annotation, biological process: positive regulation of transcription elongation by RNA polymerase II.